Peronospora farinosa is the source of this 1449-nucleotide messenger RNA. NCBI's taxonomy places the organism in Eukaryota, Oomycota, Peronosporomycetes, Peronosporales, Peronosporaceae. The record is from the annotation of a GenBank genome assembly.
AUGGCUCCCAUUGAAAGUGACAAAGCCAUGAAUAUAAAUGAGGGAUUGUACCAACGUAAAGACGCUGUAGCCGCCACGAACGACAAGAUUACCACUUCGUACACGUGGCAGGACGUAGCCAAACACAAUACGGCCAAAAGUGCCUGGGUCAUCAUCCGUGGUAUUGUCUACGACGUGACUGAAUGGGCCGAUCGUCAUCCUGGAGGUCGCGAACUCGUGCUAUUGCACUCUGGCCGGGAGUGCACGGACACGUUCAAGUCGUACCAUCCCUUUUCUGAUCGCGCAGACAAGAUCUUGGCCAAGUACGCUAUCGGCAAACUUAUCGGUGGCUCUGAGUUUCCCAUGUACAAACCGGACACGGGCUUCUACAAAGAGUGCUGUGACCGCGUGAACGAGUACUUUAAAGAUAACAAACUGGACCCGCGGAAUCCGUACUCGGGACUGUGGCGGAUGUUUCUAGUGGCAAUUGUUGGUGUAGUUGCCUUCAUGGGCAUGAACCAGCUACUAUCGGACAAUAUCUACGCCCACUACGCCUGGGGUGCUGUGUUUGGAGUGUGCCAGGCACUUCCACUGCUGCACGUGAUGCAUGACGCGUCGCACGCUGCCAUUACCAGCAGUCCGACGGGCUGGAGAUUGAUCGGACGGUUUGUGAUGGAUUGGGUUACCGGUGCAAACAUGGUGUCGUGGCUCAACCAGCACGUGGUGGGCCACCACGUCUACACAAACGUCCCUGGUGCUGACCCAGACCUUCCGGUAGACUUCAAGAGCGACGUGCGACGUAUUGUGUACCGUCAGACGAUGCUGCCCAUCUACAAGUUCCAGCACAUUUACCUGCCACCGCUCUAUGGUGUGCUCGGUCUCAAGUUCCGUGUGCAGGAUAUUCUUGAGACAUUCGUCGCGCUUACGAACGGACCGCUGCGCGUGAACCCACAUUCGGUUGGCGACUGGGUGGAGAUGAUCCUGUCCAAGGCAUUCUGGGCUUUUUACCGCCUUUACAUUCCGCUGGUCUUGCUACAGGUAGACGCUGGUCGAUUUUGGGGCGUUUUCUUCCUCGCAGAGUUCAUGACGGGCUGGUACCUAGCUUUCAACUUCCAGGUGAGCCAUGUAUCCACGGCAUGCGAGUACCCGGGUGAUAAAGACGGAGGAGUCACAGCCAUUAACGACGAGUGGGCUAUCUCGCAGAUUAAAUCAUCGGUGGACUAUGCGCACAAUUCACCUUUCACGACAUUCCUGACCGGCGCGCUCAACUACCAGGUGACGCACCACCUUUUCCCGGGCGUCUCGCAAUAUCACUACCCGAGAAUUGCACCGAUCAUUCUUGACGUGUGCAAGAAGUACAGCAUCAAGUACACGGUGCUGCCCACGUUCACGGAAGCUCUGGCUGGCCACUUGAACCACCUCAUGAUCAUGGGCAAAAUGGGGAAGCACGUGGCUGUUCACAUGGGUUAA